AUGGCGUACAUAGCUGACGUGCGAUUGAAAGCUUCUACAUUCGUGAUUGUACGGCAAACUUUGCAGGAGUUGGGAGCGCAAUAUGGAUGCCACGGUCAGACUACACUGGCUAACGCGUUGACGAAGGCCAUUGAAAACAAGCUUCGAAAAAUGACACUGGACCUCGACAGCAAUAGUGCGAUUUUUCUGACAUCCAAGAACUUUUUACUGGAAGGUCAGGGCUCCAUCGAAAUCAGUCUGGAUCCGACCGAGGCCCAAAUCAGCAUUGUUCGAUCUCUCAUCAAGGUCGUGCUCCACCAAAUCGGCAGCAAAGGUCACUACAACCUAACCGACGGACAGGAAAACCUGUUGGUAUCACUUUGUGUGGAAAGCCUGCAGGUUGAAGCGGCAGUUCCGGACACUGUAUUCUGCGACUCCCAAAUGUCAAUGGCCGAGGAGAUCAUGCAAGUUUUCAACGGAAACGGAACUUCAAGCCCCAAGGGCUUUCUGGACACCGAGAAGGCUCCACGUCAAACGCGCAAAUCCUUCAAAGUGAAGUACUAUUGCUGUUUGGAGGACUGUACUGCAGAAUCAGACUCGACUGGGAUCACCGAGGAAUUUGACAGGAUCGACAUUCACGACACUUCGACUAACUCCUGCGACGACGAAAGCACGCUUGUGGCUAUCCACCCCACAUUGUCCGAUGUGUCCAUUUCAGCAGAGACAUUGGCCCAAAGCAAAAUCCAACUUCUGCCGUCAGCAGAAUUCGAGGGACUGUGGGAGUCUCUUCAUUUCGACGGGAACAUCAAGCAGAAACUUUUCAGCUACGCUACGAUAUCGCUCAAGCUUUCCAACUUCUCCCAACAAAAGCUCUCUCAUACACUUGUAUCUAACAACAAGCUUUUGCUGGUGCAUGGCCCACCAGGGACGGGGAAGACCACUGUUUGCAAAGCACUAUGCCAAAAACUGGCCAUUCGUCACAGCGGAAAGACGCACAAGGUCUUCCAAACCAACGAAUGUCAGGCAAUCAUCGUAGAGCUGUCCUGCUCCCAAAUUUUUUCCAGAUGGUUUGGAGAAUCUGCAAAGAACCUGGGCAGAAUUUUUCAAGACGUCGAGAAUCUCCUGCUGAAUGAAUCCCACAAGAAUCGCUUCGUGUGCUUACUCAUGGACGAAAUCGAAACGCUGGCUCCAUCCAGAUCGUCGCUAAUGGGCAAAAACGAGGCUACAGAUGGUAUCCGGGUGGUCAACACUUUACUGACAAAAUUGGAUAGCCUGAAGCGCUACCACAAUUUGUUGAUAUUAGCGACUUCCAACUUGCUAAGUGCACUCGACCCAGCUUUCGUGGAUCGGGCUGACAGCGUCUUUUACGUUGGUAGUCCCUCUGAAAUCGGUACCAGCCUAAUUUUAACCUCGACCAUAAAUGAAUUGAUAAAAACCGGAGUCAUCGUGAGCAGCAUGAGCUGUUCCGUUUUGGAAACCGAAGAGAUGCGAACUUCGAUCAGCCAAAUCGCCCGGCAAUGCGUGCUAUCUGGAAUAAGCGGCAGAACACUUCGAAAACUUCCAUUAAAUUGCUUAUCUGAACACCUCUCGUCCUUGCCCGUCACGCUUCGCGAUUUCACGCUGGCUUUGGCAUUAACAGUCCAGCGAAGAGUAACAUUGGAAACUCAAGAUGUCAGCUGA
Lachancea meyersii CBS 8951 is the source of this 1659-nucleotide messenger RNA. The record is from the annotation of a GenBank genome assembly. NCBI's taxonomy places the organism in Eukaryota, Fungi, Ascomycota, Saccharomycetes, Saccharomycetales, Saccharomycetaceae.